Molecule: messenger RNA, 1528 nt
Organism: Pisolithus orientalis
Lineage: Eukaryota; Fungi; Basidiomycota; Agaricomycetes; Boletales; Pisolithaceae
Product: DHHC palmitoyltransferase-domain-containing protein
Exons: 9
Coding region: 80-1528 (482 amino acids)
Cellular component (GO): endoplasmic reticulum membrane
Molecular function (GO): protein-cysteine S-palmitoyltransferase activity
Source: RefSeq, a predicted model, not a curated record
ACUACGUAUAACACACCAAACUUGAAACUAGCGACACAUACUACAAAGUCAGACUGUGGCUUCAAUCCACAAGGUCCCCAUGAACACUUUCCUAGGACGGUUGGCAGUUACAUUCGUGCUCUUUCUUAUCCUAUUUCCUGUUCUCACUUCCCAAGUCUUCAUCGUAUGGCCCUGGUAUGGCCACAUGUGGACAGCCGAGCUCAUAUUCUUGCUGCUACCUUUCAAUGUCGUGUCGGUCAUGUUACUGUGGAACUACUACCUCUGCAUAGUUACGGACCCCGGUAGAGCGCCUGAUGGUUGGGAACCAGAUAUCGGCUCUGGCGAAGAAUACGAAGUCAAGAAACAUACUGGUGGACCCCGGUAUUGCCGCACAUGCAAAAGAUACAAGCCACCAAGGGCUCAUCAUUGCAAACAGUGUAACCGUUGCAUCUUGCGCAUGGACCACCACUGUCCGUGGGUGAAUAAUUGCAUCGGCUACUUCAACUACGGGUACUUCGUUCGAUUCUUGUUUUACGUUGAUGUGUGUUGCUCGUAUCACCUUGCCAUGGUCACUCGGAGAGUCUUCUCAUUCAGCGGAAGACGCUAUUUUGACGAGCCUUCUGCGAAAGGACUCUUCUUUAUUAUUAUGAACUUCGUCACUGUUGUUCCGGUUCUUCUCACCGUGGGAGCUUUCAGCCUUUAUCAUUUCCAUGGCCUCCUAACGAACACCACAACCAUCGAAGGUUGGGAGAAAGACAAAGCAGCCACUCUCAUACGGCACGGAAAAAUCCGCGAGGUCAAGUAUCCUUAUGACUUGGGUGCUUGGCGGAAUAUCACCUCCGUGCUCGGGAACAAUCCCCUCAAAUGGUGCUGUCCAUCAACACCGCAAGGACAUGGACUUAAAUACCAGCUGUCCUCUGGAGAUUGUGAGUGGCCUGAGUUUUCCUUACUUUACGAGGACGAUCCAUUAUCCUUGGCUUUGUCUCCGACACAUUUUCUGUAUGUUCACCAAAACGCUGCUGACCAACCCUCGAUCAUCCCAGACGUGGAGAGCCAGCACUCUUGGCCACCUCGUGACCCGACCGCUGAGAAAAUGCCAUUCAAGCUCCCUGAGAGCCCGUGGACGUAUGGGAACGAGAGUGUCAAUCCAAAUCUCCGUCCGUCAAGCUCGAACAUGCGGGAGUCCUACAGUCACCAAGCGUAUACGUCUGCUCUACCCCCAUAUCAUCCAGAUUUUGAAGAAAACUGCAGCACGCAAUCUCUGGAGUGUUCUUCGCCUGAUUUGGACACCGACUUAGAAGGUUGUGGAGGAAUCAAAUUACGACGUGGGUCCGAGGGCUACGAGGUUCGCCCGUUGGAUAGAGAAGAGAUGCUCCAGAGAUACAUAGAGACCCAAGUGUCUGAGAAAGGCAGAUAUCAGCUCUAUGAACCUGAGGCAUUGUUGGAGCAUGACAGUGACUUUGGUCCUGACGGAGAUCCACGUAGUGGCAGACUCGAUCAGUGUAUAUUGAACGAACGGAUGGAUCACCAUACCCUAAAGACCUCAUAA